This is a messenger RNA of Suillus fuscotomentosus, 687 nucleotides long. RefSeq lists its product as uncharacterized. The coding region runs from base 1 to 687 and encodes 228 amino acids. NCBI's taxonomy places the organism in Eukaryota, Fungi, Basidiomycota, Agaricomycetes, Boletales, Suillaceae. The transcript has 4 exons. The record is from RefSeq and is a predicted model, not a curated record.
AUGAUUCUGCAAGCAGCGCUCUCAUAUAGAGCGCAUAGUCUUGCCAUGUAUGGCGUUGAUCUGCCUAUGAUCAAGCCGUGGACAAGCCGCCUGAGUGCCAUCAAUGGUGUGUUGAAGCUUGUCGAUUUUGCCAUGAGGUUCAUGCUCGACCCAAGCAAAGCAGACAUGGAAAAUGUGUCGAGAGAGCUUCUUGCAGAGCUUGUGACAAUGUUUUUGCAUCAGCAGAUGAACCUGGUUCUGAGAGGGACCACAGAGCUCAAAGAACACUUCAACCAACUCUGCCCCGAGAUCCUCAAAACUCUUUGUCUGACUUCCCAUCUCCCAAACGCUCUCAUGCUUGCCACAUCCUACGCUGACUUCCAUUCUCUCACUGUGCUGUUUCACCAGGACACCGUCUACCCACUCUCUUGUAAUCUGCAUGUGCACACAAUUGAAGAGUGUGUUGACCGCUUUGGAGGAAUGUUUGUAAGGGAGGUUGUGCGGUGGUGUGUGGUGCAUGGGGAAGUGAGAAUAGUAUUUGCGAUGGAGGAAAGUGAGAGGUGUGAGUGGGGGAAGUAUAUGGAUGAGUACUGGGUGGAGGAGGAGGGACAGGAAGGCAAAUGUGAUGCAGUGGCAUGGUUGAGGGUAGUGCAGGCUUUUGUCAUGAUACUAUGUGCAGUGCAUCUGCUCUUCCAGAACCUCCAAUGA